AUGAGGUCUCAACUUCCCUUCGAAAUACACAUCGAUCUCGAUAAUGCAUCUCUUCUCGCUCGUAACGCCGUUUACACCAGAACUCGCCCUACUGUCUUCACCUGUAAUGCGAUCAUCGCUGCUAUGUAUCGGGCAAAACGGUAUAAUGAUGCAAUUGCGUUGUUUAAGUAUUUUUUUGAACAGCAUGAUAUUGUUCCUAAUGUCGUUUCGUAUAAUAAUUUGAUUAACGCGCACUGCGAUGAAGGGAGAGUGGAUACUGCGCUUGAAAUUUAUAGGCAUAUAAUUGCUACUGCUCCGUUUGGUCCUUCUUCAGUUACGUAUAAGCAUUUGACUAAAGGGUUGAUUGAUGCUGGUAGAAUUGAGGAAGCAGUGGAUUUGUUGAGAGAAAUGUUGAAUAAAGGGCACGGGGCAGAUUCUUUGGUUUAUAAUAAUGUGAUUAAAGGGUUUUUAGAUUUGGGGAAUUUGGAGAAGGCAAAUGAGUUUUUUAGUGAGUUAACUGAGAGGUGCCAGUGGUAUGAUGCAACUAUUAAUGCAACAUUUAUGGACUGGUGGUUUAAGCAAGGGAAGGAUAAGGAGGCUAUGGAGAAUUAUAAGACGUUUCUGGAUAAGAAAUUGAAGAUUCCAGUUCCAACUGGAAAUGCCCUUUUGGAGGUUCUGGUUAGGUAUGGAAAAAAAGAGACAGCUAUGGCUUUGUUUGAACAAAUGUUGGAUAACCAUACCCCGCCAACUGGCCAAGGUGUAAAUUCUGAAACUUUUAAUAUCAUGGUGAAUGAGUGUUUUAAGGAAGGGAAGUUUGAUGAGGCAAUUGUUAUGUUUAAGAAGGCAGGGACAAAACCUGGAUCAAAACCUUUUCAAAUGGAUGUUGCAGGGUAUAAUAACAUUAUAAUGCGGUUCUGUGAGAAGGAGAUGUUGUCAAAGGCAGAGGAGUACUUCAAAGAAUUGUCGUCCAGGUCCUUGUCCCCAGAUGUCACAAGUUAUAGAACGUUGAUUGAUGCAUAUCUCAAGGCUGAGAGGAUUGACGAUGCUCUAAGGUUGUUACAAAAAAUGGUGCAGGAAAAUUUGUGGGUGGUGGCAAGUUAUGGGAUAAGGGUGUUUGGAGAGUUGAUUAAGAAUGGUAAGGCAGUGGAGAGUGCUGAAAUUUUGAGAACAAUGAGUGACAGAGAUCCAAAACCAGACCCCUCUGUUUAUGAUGUUGUGGUCAGAGGGCUCUGCAGCGCAUCUGCAUAUGACAAGUGCAAGGAUAUACUGGAGCAAAUGAUGAGAUAUGGUGUUGGUGUUCCUCCUGCUUUAAAGGAAUUUGUAAUUGAGGUAUUUACAAAUGCUGGACAGAGUGAAGUAAUUGAGGGAGUUUUUGAUGAAAAUAGAUGGAAGAACACUUCAGGACCCCCUCGUGCACAAAGGCAACCUCGAAUGCCUUGGGGAUCUCCCCAAAUUGCUAGAGAGCAGCCAGCAGGGCCAUUUUCAUCUCCUGGACAAGCUGUGUCAGGUCAACCUCAAGGGGCAAGACAACAGCCAUAUAGUUACCAGCAAAUGACAGGCCAAGUGCCAUCAGGACCACCUCAAGUGACAGGACAGCAACCAUCAUGGCCUCAUCAAAUGGCAGGACAGCAGCCAUCAUGGCCUCGUGAAAUUCCAGGGCAGCAGUUAUCACAGUCUCUACAAACAAGACAGCCAUCAUCAUGGUCUUCUGAAAGAGGAGGACAUCAGCCACAAUUACCUUCUCAGAUGAGAGAGCAGCAGCCAUUUGCCUCCAAUAAUAUUGCAGGACCAGAGCCAUCAAGACCUUAUCAAACUGCAGGACAGCAGCCAUCAGGGUCUCAUCAAAUUCCAGGGCAGCAGUUAUCACAGUCUCCUCAAAUGGGACAGCCAGCAUCAUGGUCUUCCGAAAGAGGAGGACAUCAGCCACAAUUACCUUCCCAGAUGAGAGAGCAGCAUCAAUUUGCCUCCCAUAAUAUUGCAGGACCAGAGUCAUCAAGACCUUAUCAAAUUGCAGGACAGCAGCCAUUAGCCUCUAAUGAUAUUGCAGGACAGCAGCCAUUGAGACCUUAUCAAAUGGCAGGGCACCAGCCCUCAUGGUCCUCUCGGACGGGAGAACACCAGCCAUCAUGGUCCCCUCGGACGGGAGAGCACCAGCCAUCAUGGUCCUCUCGGACAGGAGAGCACCAGCCAUCAUGGUCUUCUCAGACAGGAGGACACCAGCCAUCUAGGUCAUAUCAGAUGGGAGGACACCAGCAAUCAUGGUCCUCUCAAAUGAGAGGAGAGCAGUCAUCAGGAACUACAUAUAUGGCCGGACAUCAACCAUCCGAAUCCAGGCAAAUUUCAAGACAGUUUGAUAUGGGAUAUCAACCAAAUAGUCCCCCAGAAAUGUCGGAGCAACAUUCAUCAGGACCCCUUGAACGGCAAGAAAGUCACCUGCGGGCAGCUGUUUGAUACUUUCGAACAAAAUGAUCAAAUAGAAUGUUUGGCCUUUUCAUGUGCUGAUUUUUUAUUUCUGACACAUUUAUGCAUCCAUCCUAUGCAAUAGAUAAAUUAAUUUUUGUAAUUUGCCACAUGAUAUUUUUCAUUGGAAAUAUGAAUUUUAAUGGAAAAAAUAUAUAUCUUUGGGACAGUUGCUGAAUGUUGGAGCUCCUAUGUGCAAUUCUUUGUAAACUUGUAGAUGUUUGUACUGCCACCUUCAGUUAGAUAUUUUAGUGUGUAUUUCAACAGGUGAUUUUUCUUUCUUUGUGAAAUAAUUCCUAGUUUUUGGAGGAAA
Jatropha curcas is the source of this 2752-nucleotide messenger RNA. It is a transcript of the gene GRP23, whose product is annotated as glutamine-rich protein 23. The record is from RefSeq and is a predicted model, not a curated record. Gene Ontology annotation, molecular function: protein binding. NCBI's taxonomy places the organism in Eukaryota, Viridiplantae, Streptophyta, Magnoliopsida, Malpighiales, Euphorbiaceae.